GUCAGCGUUCGUUCGUGACAGAAGAUAGCGCGAGGUUCUUCGGUGGGUAGGGGCAGGAACGGGAGGCCAUGACGGGCCCAGACGACGCGUUCGUUCACGACGGGCCAGGACGGCGCGUCCGGUCACGACGGGCCGGGACACCCCUCCUCACCGCCUCGCGGACCGUCAGACGCCUCAAGACGACGCGCCGCCGCCUCCGCCAGUCGCCCUUCCCGCCCCGUCAGACGCCUCAAGGUCCGCCAGGCGCCUCAAGGUCCGCCGGACGGCGCGUUCGUUAGGGGGUCAAGACGACGCGAGCCGACCAAGCCAGGACGACGUGCAUAGGGUCCGGGCCGAACGCGCCACCCCACCCCUC
Schizophyllum commune H4-8 is the source of this 355-nucleotide messenger RNA. RefSeq lists its product as uncharacterized. The record is from RefSeq and is a predicted model, not a curated record. Lineage: Eukaryota; Fungi; Basidiomycota; Agaricomycetes; Agaricales; Schizophyllaceae. The transcript has a single exon. The coding region runs from base 69 to 278 and encodes 69 amino acids.